CACAACCUUGCUAUGAUUAAUCGUUCAUUAGUUGUAAUUCAUUCAUCCACCACACUUGAGCUUGUUAAGAACAGGAAUACAGAUCUGUUGUUUCUCUUUCCCUUGCGUUCGGGUCGGCCGCCAUCACCUGUGUUGUGAGCAAAUCGGCCGCAAUGGCUUCCGAAAAGAAGUCACAGAACUCCAUGCGGGAGAUCAAAGUGCAAAAGCUUGUUCUCAACAUUUCCGUGGGGGAAAGUGGAGACAGAUUAACUCGUGCAUCCAAGGUGUUGGAGCAGCUGAGCGGUCAAAGCCCUGUCUUUUCCAAGGCUAGGUACACUGUGCGUUCCUUCGGCAUCAGGCGUAAUGAGAAAAUCGCAUGCUAUGUCACCGUACGUGGUGAGAAGGCUAUGCAACUUCUCGAGAGUGGGUUGAAGGUUAAGGAAUACGAGCUGCUGCGUCGCAACUUCAGUGAAUCUGGUUGCUUUGGGUUUGGUAUUCAGGAGCACAUUGAUCUCGGCAUCAAGUACGAUCCCUCCACAGGUAUCUACGGUAUGGACUUCUACGUCGUACUCGAACGCCCUGGGUACAGGGUCGGGAGAAGGAGGAGGGCUAAGUCCCGUGUUGGUAUCCAGCACCGUGUGACUAAAGAGGAUGCUAUGAAGUGGUUCCAGGUUAAGUACGAGGGAGUUAUCCUGAACAAGUCCCAGCAAAUCGCUUAGGUCCUAGUCUUUCAUCCUUCGGGGGAGGGCAAGGAGGCAUUGUAUUUUGAAGCAAUUAAACCGGGCUAAGCUUGAAUUGACGUAUGCCUCAUCUGUCUGAACACUGGACCUUCUCCUUUGUGCUAGUCUGUAAUGACUGUUUCAAACUAGUACAUUGUUGGUAUGCAAUGUACUCCGAACUCCUGACGCUAUACUGGAUCUUUUCUGGGGAUUGUUUAACUUUUUUCACUUA
Physcomitrium patens is the source of this 930-nucleotide messenger RNA. RefSeq names its product large ribosomal subunit protein uL5. NCBI's taxonomy places the organism in Eukaryota, Viridiplantae, Streptophyta, Bryopsida, Funariales, Funariaceae. The record is from RefSeq and is a predicted model, not a curated record. Gene Ontology annotation, molecular function: structural constituent of ribosome. Gene Ontology annotation, cellular component: ribosome. Gene Ontology annotation, biological process: translation.